AUGGGCAACAUCUGCUCCCGCUCUUCCAAUGAGGCAGACCCUUUCAAUCAGCCUGGCCGUGUAGUCGGCACCAACCCAGGGGGAACUGCCGCACCCCGCGCCCCACUUCCGGCCAAGACAAACUGGAAGGCUACACCCGGCCGUACUCUGGGUGAAAGCACUACAGGUAGUAGUACUGCUGGAACGGACGAGGCACGUGCAAACGCUGCAAUCGCCGCACAGAAACGUGCCGAAGGCGCCUUAGCCAAUAAAGGGAAAUUGGGCUCAAAGCUAGCUGCUCAGAAGGCACAAACUCAAGCGCAGACAUUGGAUCAAGUCAGUCGCACAGAGAGGGCUGCGCGAGAUGUAGAUGGGGCUGAAGCUGCAAGGAGAUGGGAAUAG
Messenger RNA from Penicillium roqueforti, 381 nucleotides. RefSeq lists its product as uncharacterized. The transcript is spliced from 2 exons. The coding region runs from base 1 to 381 and encodes 126 amino acids. The record is from RefSeq and is a predicted model, not a curated record. NCBI's taxonomy places the organism in Eukaryota, Fungi, Ascomycota, Eurotiomycetes, Eurotiales, Aspergillaceae.